CUGUAUGCACUAAAUAAACCAAAUAAGAUUAGUUAGUGAGCUUUGGUGGUGCUGAACGAAAUCUGUUUCCCCCCCCGUUUUCCUGACCUUGGAGUUUCAAAAGGUCAAACUUUUCUUUAAAGUUUUCCUGAAAGUACAGAUACAAAUAUUUGGUGUUGAAACUUUGAGCCAUGUUUGGAUGCGAAGAAGAAUCUGGCUGAUUUUGUAAUUUUGUAAUUUAGUUUGUUUACAUAGAAUUAUAAUAAAGUGACCUGAUGUGAUGACACAAGACGAUCUAUUGACACAAAGGUGCCGAGGCCACAUACAGUGCUUUUGGGUUAAAACGUCUUCAGUAUUCAUGUGGCGGGGAGGAGACAAACAGCUGGACAGUCACACAGCAGCUCCUCACUCACUCCAAGUCUCCUCCUUCGUCUGAUCAAACCUGAUGAAUCCAACAAGGAAAUUAAGCUCUGACAGCAGCUGUAUUCAUCUCCAGCUAUGCUUCACAGAGAGGCCAAACUUGAGGAGUAAUCGAGACCUCGGCAAUGAUCUCCACUGUGAUGUGCAGCAGAGAGACGCUACAAAACGUUCAGCACACCAGUCACAUCAGGAGCCCCGUGAGGUUUGAGCCCCGCAGGAACACCAUUCCCCCAACGCAGACUCUCACUGCUAAAUAUCUGCUGCCAUACUUACCCAGACCACAGCCAGAAUCAGUCCGUUACGCUCCAUACAUUUACAAGGUUAAACCUAAAUCCGCUUUUGCCUCCGUGAUGACCACAGAAAGAUCUUCUCUCAUCCAUAACUUGAACAAUGCAUCACUUCCGCCAUCCCAGGAGGCCUCUCCCUCCCAGACCCGCAGUCCCUGCAGUCCCAGCCAGUCCUCUCAGGCUUUAACUUUGGCUCAGCAAGAGCCCCUCCAACAGCAUACUAUCCAAGUAGCUCCUCUUGAACCAACAGAAGAGACCUCAAAACCUCGGCGUUCGCACCGCAGCAGACACCUCAAGCGUUUCAGUACCAAGUGGCAAUCAAGAGGCUCCAUUGGCAGCAGCAACAUUCCAGUCUCUGCAAUAGAGAAGCUUCAGGUUGCAAAGAGUCACAAGAAGCGCUGUAAGCUGCUUGGAGAUGAGAAUUCAUUGCAUGUCACUGCCAGCAAUCAGCGCUAUGUCACCAAGGAUGGCAAGUGCAGGGUCAAUCUUGGACCUAUUGCGGACAAGAGUCGUUUCAUCUCAGAUAUUUUCACCACAUUAGUGGACCUCAAGUGUCGCUGGUUCCUUCUUGUCUUCACUAUGUGCUACAUUCUCACAUGGGUGGUCUUUGGUGGAAUCUACUUCUUUGGUGCCUGGCUGCGUGACGACCUUUCACAUGUUCAUGACCCAUUGUGGAAGGCAUGCUACGAAAAUGUAGACAGUUUCCUCUCAGCCCUGCUGCUGUCAUUAGAGAGCCAGAGGACUAUUGGGUAUGGCUCCAGGAUGGUGACGGCUAACUGCCCUGAGGGUGUGAUUAUCCUGAUGGUCCAAUCCAUCCUUGGCUCCAUUAUUGAUGCUCUGAUGGUAGGCUGUAUGUUUGUUAAAAUCUCCCGGCCACAACAAAGAGCCCAGACACUGAUCUUCAGCAAACACUGUGUCAUAUGUGAGCGUGACGAGAAACUAUGCAUGCUCUUCCGCAUUGGUGAUCUGAGAGCGAGCCACAUGGUGGAUGCCAAGAUCCGGGCCAAGCUGAUCAAGUCCAGGCAGACCAAGGAGGGCGAGUUCAUCCCACUGGAGCAGUCAGAAAUCAAUCUGGGUUACGACACUGGGGGAGACAGGCUGCUCCUGGUAGAACCCCAGACCAUUACCCACGUCAUCAAUGACAACAGCCCCUUCUGGGAGGUGGGGUCCGAGCGCUUGAAGAGGGAGACCUUUGAGAUCAUCGUCAUCCUGGAGGGCAUUGUGGAAGCAUCUGGUAUGACUUGCCAGGCGAGGACAUCCUACACACAGAAUGAGGUUCUCUGGGGCCACCGAUUUGAAUCGUGCAUUUCCUUGGAGAAAGGGGCAUUUCGUGUGGACUACAGUGCAUUUGACAAAAUCUUUGAAGUCCAAAUGUCCCAGCUCAGUGCAAAAGACAGGAGCACAGCAGAGGAACAAUAAGUUGUGUUUUAGAAAAUGUUGGCAAAACAAACAGUUCUUGUUUCUGUAUCAUCACCAUCAUCAUGUAACAUCAAACGACUUAAAGUGAUUGAGAUAUUUCCUGAUAAACUAUAACAAUCAUACUUUGUGAAUAUUAACCUCAGGGAAGCUGUUAUUUUGUUGUAUAUGUAAUACAGUUUGCUCUGUGUUUUAUUAUGAUAUGCCAUUCUAUCUAUGUGACAUUAUGAAAUGUUUUAUGUUGUGCUCAAAUAAUAUUUUAAAAAUAAAAACCCUGAA
Molecule: messenger RNA, 2381 nt
Organism: Larimichthys crocea (large yellow croaker)
Lineage: Eukaryota; Metazoa; Chordata; Actinopteri; Sciaenidae
Product: G protein-activated inward rectifier potassium channel 3
Exons: 4
Coding region: 525-2105 (526 amino acids)
Biological process (GO): potassium ion import across plasma membrane; regulation of monoatomic ion transmembrane transport
Cellular component (GO): plasma membrane
Molecular function (GO): inward rectifier potassium channel activity
Source: RefSeq, a predicted model, not a curated record